Molecule: messenger RNA, 1710 nt
Organism: Abrus precatorius (Indian licorice)
Lineage: Eukaryota; Viridiplantae; Streptophyta; Magnoliopsida; Fabales; Fabaceae
Product: pectinesterase-like
Exons: 2
Coding region: 1-1710 (569 amino acids)
Biological process (GO): cell wall modification
Molecular function (GO): pectinesterase activity; pectinesterase inhibitor activity
Source: RefSeq, a predicted model, not a curated record
AUGAAUGGCAAAAUUCUUGGCUCCGCGGUUUCUCUCAUCCUCGUUGUAGGUGUUGUCAUUGGCGUAGUUGCUGUUGUCCAAAGCCCAAAAGGGAACAGCAACAAUGGUGGUGGUGGAUCAGGGUUGAGUAACCACAACAGGGCUGUAGCAUCAUUGUGCCAAAACUCCGAUGACCAGAAACUCUGCCACGAUGUUCUGUCCCCUGUGAACUCCACCGACCCAAAGGACUACAUAGCAACCGUGGUGAAAACCUCCAUGGACAGCGUCAUUAAAGCCUUCAACAUGAGCGACCAGCUCACAGUGGAGCAUGGCAACAAAAGCACCGGCGUGAAGAUGGCCCUUGACGAUUGCAAAGACUUGUUACAAUCCGCAAUCCAAGAGCUCGACGCUUCGGGUGUUUUCGUCCAACAAAGCAGCAUUCAGGACGUGAACACACGCGCCGCCGAACUCAAGAACUGGUUGGGAGCUGUGGUUGCUUACCAACAAUCUUGCUUGGAUGGGUUCAACACCGACGGUGAGAAGCAAGUGCAAGAGCAGUUGCAAACCGGAAGCUUGGACAACGUUGAAAAACUCACUGGCUUGGCACUUGAUAUCGUGUCUGGAAUUGCACACAUUCUCUCUGCCUUUGACCUUAACUUGGCUCUGAAACCCGCUUCUCGUCGCCUUCUCGAGGUUGAUCAUGAGGGUUACCCCACGUGGCUUUCCUCUGCUGAUCGUAAGCUUUUGGGUAAGCUCGACGAACCUAACCAGGGUGGAAUUCUUCCCCAUGCUAUAGUGGCUCAAGAUGGAAGUGGCCAAUUUAAAACUAUUUUGGAUGCUAUUAAUUCUUACCCUAAGAAGCACCAAGGUAGGUUCCUCAUCUACGUUAAGGCUGGUAUCUAUGAUGAGUACAUCCUCGUUGACAAGAAGAAGCCCAACAUUCUCUUGUACGGUGAUGGCCCAACCAAGACCAUCAUCACCGGAAACAAAAACUUCAAUGCCGGUGUAAAGACAAUAAGAACCGCCACCUUCUCUACUGCUGCUGAUGAUUUCAUUGCCAAGUCAAUUGCAUUCGAGAAUACCGCUGGUUGGGAGGGACAUCAAGCAGUGGCACUACGUGUCCAAGGUGAUCGUUCAGCAUUCUUUGAUUGCGCACUCAGAGGUUAUCAAGAUACAUUGUACGCACAUGCCCACCGUCAGUUUUACCGCAACUGCGAGAUCUCAGGAACAAUCGAUUUCAUCUUCGGCUAUUCCUCAACCUUGAUCCAGAACUCCAAGAUCCUAGUGAGGAAGCCUGGCCCAAACCAACAGAACAUUGUGGUGGCUGAUGGCACUGGCCAGAAGAGCAUGCCCACCGGAAUAGUCCUUCAGAACUGCCAGAUCAUGGCCGAUGCUGAACUCGUCGCUGACCGCUUGACCGUGAAGUCUUACUUGGCAAGGCCAUGGAAGGCGUUUUCAAGGGCAGUGUUCAUUGAGAAUGAUAUUGGUGACUUGAUUCAACCUGAUGGUUACAUUCCAUGGAACACCGUUGAACCAAACACUGAGAACUGUUACUUCGCUGAGUUUGGCAACACUGGACCUGGUUCUGUUGUUAAAGCUAGGGCACCUUUUGCCAAAGGUCUUAUUAGCAAAGAGGAAGCUACUCAAUUCACUGCUGAAAAUUGGCUCCAAGCUAGCACUUGGUUGCCUGCCGCUGGCAUUCCUUUUGAUGCUAGUUUCACCAAGGCUUAA